Messenger RNA from Paramecium sonneborni, 870 nucleotides. Lineage: Eukaryota; Ciliophora; Oligohymenophorea; Peniculida; Parameciidae. The record is from the annotation of a GenBank genome assembly.
UUAUCAUCAUGUUGACUUAAAGGUGUCCAGCAAUAAUGAAAAAAGUGGAAUUUGGAAAUAUCUCAAAAGGCUUAUAAAGAUAAAGCUCUUAAAGAGAAUUGAUGAUCUAAUAGCAAAAUAAUGAUGUAUUAUAAGAAAAGACGAAGUUGAAGUAAAAUAAAUGUGAAUAUUAGAUUAUUAAAUUAAAGAGUAUAAACAUAAAGUAAUGAUAAUGUAAUAAGAACAGACUUAUCAACAGCAGAGGGAUUAUAAUUAUAAGAAAAUAAAUCAGAUGAGAAAAAAUAAAAAUUUGAUAAAUUAAAGAGAUAACCACCAACCUUCUUUGAAAAGAUCCCUAAAGAUCCACUUACAUUAAUGAAUUCUACUAGAAAAAAUAAAUACAUUUAAAUAAAUAUUUUAGCAAAAUCUAAAUAAGCAGUAAAAGAUCAUAUUAUAAAUAAUAAUUUGCCACAGUAAUCACCUGCUUAGGAUGCUGCUGUUAGAGAACUUUUGGAUAGCUUUUAAACUCAAUUCAAUUUUAGAACUGCUAUAGAUGCUAAAAAGAAGAGAUAGGUAGAAGAUUUGAAAGCAAAAUAUCUUAAGACAUUUUUCAUUAAAAAUAUACCUACUAAAGAUAAAGUAGCUUAUAAGUAUUAUGGAGAAAACUAAUUUAAUUGUUUUACGAAUAGAGAUGAUCGAUUCAAAAUAUCUAGAAGUUAAAUAAAAAAUGAGUGUUAUAAUAAACCAUUCACAUAAUCAUUUUAAACAUAAACUUAAACUAUUUGCAAUGAAAGUAGUAGCUGCAAUGGAUACUGUUAAUAUCUUAGAGAACUAUACAAAAAAAAUCAUCAGAGUCUAAAACAUUUAUCAGAACUAACCUCCUCGAAUUGA